GCCAACAUCCAACCCAAGGUGGUCAUUUACGCACUUGCAGCCAGCAUACACGGCUUACAUUGGGCCUUAUUGCUCAACCUCGUCCAGGAGUUGGCGUUUGGCACCACGGCAAAGAUUUCAGGAUCUCCGACAACGUUCGGCAGAAAGUUUGCAAGUUUUGAAGCCCUAAGCGACUAGUGCAGCAUCUUAGCCUAGAUUGCGCGUCCCAGCUCGACCGGCUGGGCAAGUCCAGUUUCCUGGGCUUAACCUACCGACGCGACAAACCGACUGCGAAUUACGCGGAUCUUUAUCAACUCCUUUUAGAGGGUCUUGUGAAUUGUUAAACGGUCGAUAGCGUCGGGCACCUUUCAUUGACAUGGUCGCCCACGCUAACGCACUUACGCCAGGCGUUUCGCAGCCUUUAGUCUCAAACAGCUUUCUACACAGCCUUCAGAGGCGCUCGCUUGGCCGAGGCUUUGGUUUCCCCAGGUGCAGAAUAUGCAUCGUCGCCGCCGGGCCUGCGUCCGCAGGGCCGCAGUCCCUCACCAGGAUGCCUCCUCCUCAACCUCAACGGCUAAAUGGGCCCCCGCAGCAGCUCCAAGCGUCGCGACCUCCCACCAAUAGCCCACCACCACCAUCACCAAACGGAAAUGGCAAUGGUCAGACCGCCCGGCAAGCCGCUCCGCCCAAGCCCCCACCACCGUCGGGACCUGUCAGGCCCGCCUCGGUGCAGCUCUCGUCGCCUCCCCCACCCUCCCUGCAGCUCACGCGGCCCGGCCCGGCGCCUCUGCAGCUCUCCGCCCUGCCCUCAGCCGGGUCCCCGCAGCAUCAGCAGCAGCAGCCUACCACCUCCGCGCCCCCUCCUCCCCGGCAGCAACAGCAGCAAGGGUCGUCGGCACCCCUACGGCCACAACAACAACAGCAACCUCAACAACUGCAGCAGCAGCAGCAGCAGCAAGCAAACGCUCAAAGGCGGCCUCAGCCCGGCUACGGCACCCCGCCAGCCGCCGCUCCUGCUGCUGGCGGCCUCACGCUCUCCCGCCCGCCCGCUGCCGGUGUCGGCUCUCCUCCUGCACGACCCGCGGCACCAGCGGCUGCUGCGCCACCUCCGCAGCCGCUAGCCGCCAAGCCCGGCGUGGUGGGUGGCAGCAGCAUCGGCGGCGCCAGCAGACCGGCAGCAGCAGCAGCAGCGGCAGCUCCUGGUGCAGCCACCACCCCCACCCCCAGCAGCAGCAGUGUUAGCAGGCCGGCAGCAGCAGCAGCAGCAACCGCUGCUGCCGCCGAGAUUCCACCCGUUUCCAACCCCUUUGCGAACAUCCCCAAGGUGCCGCCGAGCGCCUCCGCUGCCGCCUCCACCGCUCCCGCGACCAGCGGUAGCAGUGGGGGUACGGCAGCAGCAGCAGCGGCACCGGGGAAGCCAGCGGCGGGGGCGCCCCUGCCGCCGCCCGUCGCCAACCCCUUCGCAAGCAUCUCCCGCCCGCAGCCCCCCGCUGCAGCCCCCCCUCCCCCCGCAGCAGCAGCGCCCCCCAACCCCCCUCCCAGCGGGGUUCAGCGCCCCACACCCCCCGCCUCCGCCUCCACCCCCACCCUCAGCCCGCCACCCCUCCAACGCCCACCUCCUCGCCCCACACAAGGCCCCCCAGGCACCCCCUCCGCCUCCGCCGUCCCCCCCAAGCCGCUGGGCCCUCCCUCCGCGCUCCCUCGCCCCACCGGCCCCUCCGGCGCCACCCCUCCGCCCCUGCCCCUCACCUCCGGGGGCGCUGCUGCCGGCUCCGCGCCACAGCAGCUGCAGCUACAGCGACCGCCCAGUCGGACCGACCCGCUGGGUCGGCAGCCCCCCGCCACCGCCCCCACCACCGCGGCAGCCGCGACGGAUGCGGUGGAUGUGCCCACCGGCCAGCUCAUUCGCCCCGACCCGCCCACGCUGCGGGUGCUGGAGCCCCUCAUGGCGCAGGCGGGUACUGCCGGGACGGCUGCGACCCAUGGGUCGUCAGCUGGCAAGCCGGCCAAGCUGGCGAUAGAGGAGGUGGUUGAGGAGGAGGGGCUGUUUGAUGAGGAGGAUGCGGAGUUCAUGGCCAAGGGGACGACGACGAAGGGCAAGGGCAAGAAGGGGAAGCGGAAGGAGAAGGUGACCGCUGAGAUGAAGCGCGACGCUCGGCGGCAACGUGAGGCGGUGCGGAUGGACAAGGCGGCGGCGCGGCGGCGAGACAAGGAGGAGAUCUUCGAGGUUGGCGAGGAGGGCAUGACGCUGGAUGCGCUAGCGGAGCUGCUGCAGGUUGACGAGUCUGAUAUCGUGCGCUCGCUCUUCAUGCGCGGAAUCACCCUAUCCAUGAGCCAGACGCUGGACAGGAACACGGUCAAGCUUGUUGCUUCCGACUACGAGGUGGUGGUGGUGGAUCGCGACCCGGCGGCGGUGACGGAUGCGGCCAAGAAGCGAACCGAGUACAUCAGCGAGGAGGAUGUUGACGAGCUGGUCCCCCGCCCCCCCGUGGUUACGGUGAUGGGCCACGUGGACCACGGCAAGACCAGCCUGCUAGACUUCAUUCGCAGUGCGAGGGUGGCGGCGGGGGAGGCGGGCGGCAUCACGCAGGCCAUCGGCGCCUACAACACGGAGGUGUGGGUGGAGGGCGAGAGCCGCACCAUCUGCUUCCUGGACACACCGGGACACGAGGCGUUCAGCGCCAUGAGGGCGAGGGGGACGCAGGUGACCGACAUCGCCAUCAUCAUCGUGGCGGCGGACGACGGAGUGCGGCCGCAGACCCGGGAGGCGGUGGCGCACGCGCAGGCCGCGGGUGUUCCAAUCGUGGUGGCCAUCAAUAAGAUCGACAAGCCGGGGGCUGAUGUGGAGCGAGUGAAGCAGGAGCUGUUGGAGCUCAACCUGGUUCCCGAGGAGUGGGGCGGCAACACGCCCGUGCUGCCCGUGUCCGCCAAGAAGGGCACGGGGGUGCCCGACCUGCUGACGCAGCUGCUGUGGGUGGCGGAGGAGCGGCAGCUGCUCAGCAACCCCAACCGCCCCGCGGCGGGGACGGUGAUCGAGGCGAACCUGGACAGGAAGAGGGGGGCCGUGGCCACGUUGCUGGUGCAGGUUGGCACGCUGCGACCCGGCGACGUGCUGCGUGCGGGUGCGGCGUACGGCAGGGUUCGUUCGUUGACCAACGACCUGGGUCAGGCAAUCCCCGCCGCCGGCCCCUCCAUCGCCGUACAGCUCACGGGGCUCAACUCGGUUCCCGCGGCGGGCGAGGCGUUCGAGGUGUACGGCAGUGAGCAGGAGGCGAGGGAGGCGGCGGCGGAGUUCGAGGACAGACUCAAGUACCAGCGCAUGAUGGAGCUGCGGGGCGGGGGCAGCAUGGUGACACUGGCCUCCCUGGCCACGGUGGACGAGGAGCAGGAGGCGCUGCAGAGGCUGAACCUGGUGGUCAAGGCCGACACCUCGGGUAUGGUUGAGGCGCUCAAGUCCUCGCUCUCCGCCCUCCCCCAGCACUCCGUGGCUCUGCGCUUCCUGCUGGCGGCGGCGGGGGAGAUCAGCGGCAGUGAUGUGGACCUGGCGGCAGCCAGCGGGGCCAUGGUGCUGGCGUUUAACCUGGAGCCCGACGACUCCGUGUCCGCGCACGCCAAGCGGCUGGGUGUGAGCAUCAAGAGCUACCGCAUCAUCUACGAGCUGCUGGACGACGUGAAGGCGGCCAUGGAGGGCAAGCUGAAGCUGGUGGAGGAGCGGGUGCCGCAGGGCUCGGCGGUGGUGAAGGCGGUGUUUGGUAGCGGCAAGAAGCGAGUGGCGGGGGCGGCGGUGACGGAGGGCAAGCUCAGCAAGGGCGCCUACGUAACCGUACGGCGGGGCAAGGCUGUUGUGUACGACGGCAAGCUCUCCUCGCUGCGGCGCGUGAAGGACGCGGUGGAUGAGGUGGGCAGCGGGCUGGAGUGCGGGUUGGGCUGCGACGGCUUCUGGGAGUGGGCGGAGGGCGACGUGCUGGAGUGCUACCAGCUGCUAACCAAGAGCAGGCGGCUGGAGGAGGCGAGGGCGACCACAGCGGUGGAUGUGGCCACAUUGCAGUGAGGGAGGGAGGAAG
Astrephomene gubernaculifera is the source of this 4043-nucleotide messenger RNA. Lineage: Eukaryota; Viridiplantae; Chlorophyta; Chlorophyceae; Chlamydomonadales; Astrephomenaceae. The record is from the annotation of a GenBank genome assembly.